Monodelphis domestica (gray short-tailed opossum) is the source of this 3701-nucleotide messenger RNA. RefSeq lists its product as uncharacterized. The record is from RefSeq and is a predicted model, not a curated record. NCBI's taxonomy places the organism in Eukaryota, Metazoa, Chordata, Mammalia, Didelphimorphia, Didelphidae. Gene Ontology annotation, cellular component: nucleus. Gene Ontology annotation, biological process: regulation of transcription by RNA polymerase II. Gene Ontology annotation, molecular function: RNA polymerase II transcription regulatory region sequence-specific DNA binding; DNA-binding transcription factor activity, RNA polymerase II-specific.
CUUAGUGCUACCUAAAAACCUACCCCAAACUUCUUAUAUCCACCUAUAAACUACCUUAAAACUGUCCUUUGAGAGAGUCUUAUUAAUAGCUCUUCAGCUUCACUAGUCAGGCUGGACCUACACUCUUGGUCUCUCCAUUCUAACUCACUUCCUAAACAUGGGACAGCUGCCCACCCUCACACUCUCCUUCCCUGGGAUUCUCCAGCAGCCAAACUGUCCCCAGCCAGAGCCAGCAGCAGCACCUGCUCUCAGGAAAGGUUAGUGAGAGGCCCCCUCCCUCCCCACUUCCUGCUUGCCUUUAUCUCUUCCUGUCCAACUGCCCUUCUUACAUCACUUCCUCUCUGAGAGCAGUUUCUAGUUCCUUUUCCUGUGGGCUGGUCUCCAGGAUAACAAUCUCUUCUUUUGGGCCUGGCUCUCUGCCCACUGAGCCAGCCAGCUCUUUCCCUAGUUAAGUUAGAACAAGGGAUUAAGAAUUCCCUUUUACAUUGGCUAAAUAGGCAAUAAUGACCAGAGAGAGGGCAGAGAGUGAAGGGUUCAGGAGGGCUUCCUGGAGGAGGGAGCCUGGAGUGCCAGGGAUGGCCUUGGAGAGGGACAGACUGCCAGGCCAGGUGGUGACAUUCAAGGAUGUGGCUGUGGACUUCACAUGGGAGGAGUGGUGCCUCUUGUCCCCUCCCCAGAAGGAGCUGUACAAGGAGGUGAUGCUGGAGAAUGCCCACAAUCUUCUCUCUGUGGGGCUUCCAGCUCCCCCAGAAGGCGUGCUCUCUUAUUUGGAACAGAGGGAAGCCCCGUGGAUGCUGGAGCAAGAAGGCCUGAGGAGCUGCUGCCCAGAAGGAGAGAUCAGACCUGAAAUGAAAGCGAAUCCAACAGACGUAAGCUUUCCUGUGGAAGAAAUGGACCUUCAAAGACACAUGAGUGAUUGUCCUGCUUACUUUGAUUUCAGAGAAUUCUGUGUUGCACCUCAAAAUUCAUCCCAUAUUGAACAUAAAAGAAUGUACACUGAAGAAAAAUCUAGUGAAAGUAAUCAGUGCAGGAGGACUUUUAUGCACAAGGCCAGUUUUGCUGGACAUCAGAGAAUACACUCUGGUGAGAAAGCUUAUGAAUGUAAGAAAUGUGGAAAGACAUUCAGUCGGAGCUCCUCUCUUGCUAUACAUCAGAGAAUCCACACUGGGGAGAAACCUUAUGAAUGCAAUCAAUGUGGAAAGACAUUUAGUCAGAAAUCCCAUCUUGCUUUACAUCAUAGAAUCCACACUGGGGAGAAACCUUAUGAAUGCAAGCAAUGUGGAAAGACAUUCAGACUGAGCUUCAGUCUUGCACUACAUCAGAAAAUCCACAAUGGCAAAAAACCUUAUGAAUGCAAACAGUGUGGAAAGGUAUUCAGUUCAAGAUCCCAUCUUGCUGUACAUCAGAGAAUCCACACUGGGGAGAAACCUUAUGAAUGCAAGCAAUGUGGAAAGACAUUCACAAAUAACUCCAGUGUUGCCAUACAUCAGAGAGUCCACACUGGGGAGAAACCUUAUGAAUGCAAGCAGUGUGGAAAGACAUUCAGUCAGAGACCUCAUCUUGCUGCACAUCAGAGAGUCCACACUGGGGAGAAACCUUAUGAAUGCAAGCAGUGUGGAAAGGCAUUCAGUAGGAGAUCCCAUCUUGCUGUACAUCAGAGAAUCCACACUGGGGAGAAACCUUAUGAAUGUAAGCAAUGUGGAAAGACAUUCAGGUGGAACUCCAAACUUGCUAUACAUAAUAGAAUCCAUACUGGGGAGAAACCUUAUGAAUGUAAACAAUGUGGAAAAACUUUCAGACAGACUUUCGAACUUGCUGUACAUCAGAGAAUUCACACGGGGGCAAAACCUUACGAAUGCAAUCAGUGUGGAAAAACAUUUGCAAAUAACUCUAGUCUUGCUGUACAUCAAAGAGUCCACACUGGGGAGAAACCAUAUGAAUGCAGUCAGUGUGGAAAGACCUUCACAUAUAAUUCCAGUCUUGCUGUGCAUCAGAGAGUCCAUACUGGGGAGAAACCUUAUGAAUGUAAGCAAUGUGGAAAGACAUUCAGUCGGAGCUCCAAACUUGCUCUACAUCAGAGAAUCCACACUGGGGAGAAACCUUAUGAAUGUAAGCAAUGUGGAAAGACAUUCAAUCAGAGUUCCAGUCUUGCUUUACAUCAGAGAAUCCACAGCGGCAAGAAACCUUAUGAAUGCAAAGAAUGUGGGAAGACAUUCAGUCAGAACUCCCAUCUUGCUGUACAUCAGAGAAUCCACACUGGGGAGAAACCUUUUGAAUGUAAGCAAUGUGGAAAAGCAUUCAGUCGGAGAUCCUAUCUUGCUAUACAUCAGAGAAUCCACACAGGGGAGAAACCAUAUGGAUGCAAGCAAUGUGGGAAGACUUUCAGACGGAGCUUUGAACUUGCUGUACAUCAGAGAGUCCACACUGGGGAGAAACCUUAUGAAUGCAAUCAGUGUGGAAAGACAUUCACAAGUAACUCCACUCUUGCUGUACAUCAGAGAGUCCACACUGGGGAGAAACCUUAUGAAUGCAAUCAGUGUGGAAAGACAUUCACAUAUAACUCCAAUCUUGCUGUACAUCGGAGAGUCCACACUGGAGAGAAACCUUAUGAGUGCAAGCAAUGUGGAAAGACAUUCACAUAUAACUCUAGUCUUGCUAUACAUCGGAGAGUCCACACUGGGGAGAAACCUUAUGAAUGCAAGCAAUGUGGAAAAACAUUCAGUAAGAGCUCCCAUCUUUCUCAUCAUAAGAGAAUCCACACUGGGGAGAAACCUUAAAAAUACAAGCUAUGUGGAAAGAUAUCCACAUGCAGCUCCACUCUUGCUAUUGUGUAAAGGAAACUUACCUAUCUCCCCUUUCUGGUGCAGCAUGCCUAGAAUGAGCUUGAAUAUGACUCAGAGGCGAGGAUUAUAUGAUGGAGACUAUUGAGAAAGGGUAGAAUGGCAGCAGGAAAAAGGCAGCAAUAAGAGUCAAAAUCAUUAGAUGAGGGUAGGGUGAUGUCUCCUGCACUGCCCCCCUAAAAGACUCAGGCAAAAUCAAAAGCCACAGUUGGUUCCUGGGAUGAGAUUUAUGAGUUAAGUGGCAGAGUUACGUGGUUUGAUAAACUGAGGCACAGACAGAUAUCCAAGCUUAUCUAAGUUUUGAUGCUGGGUGGACUUCCCUGUGAGAAUGGCUAGAACACCCUAAUGGUGACCACAGAAUAGCAAGCUAAUUGGAACAGUGAGGAAAGUAUCUCCUAUUUUCCCAUAUUUUUCCCCAACUAUCUUAGAAUAAACACAGUUAAUUUAAGGCCAGUCUCACAAUUUACCCUUUUAUACUAUUCAUCCCAGAGACCACAGACAUUAACACUGAGCUCUCAGCUUGUUCAAAAUCAGACAAUUCACUCUACUAUGUCAUAAUUGCCCCUAAAAUUAGGUCCAAAUGGGCAAAUGAUCUAGAACUAAGGUGUGAUUCCAUAAACUAAUUAUGGGAGUGUAGAAUAGUUUACCUUUCAGAGCAAUUUAUUGAUAAGGGAAGAAUUUUUGACCAAAUAAGAAGUAGAUAACAUUAUGAGGUAUAAAAUGGGUAGUUUUUAUUGUAUUAAAUUUAAAACUUUGUACAAACAAAACUAAUGCAACUGAGAUUAAUAGUGGAAACAAGAAGUUAUUGUUUGCUUUAUAACAAUAUGUCCAAUUAAAUACUUCAGUUUUUAAACAUUCUAA